AUGAAUUGGGAUAGCAACAACAACAACAACAAAAACAGUAAUAAUAAUAAUAAUAAUAGUAGUAGUAGUAGUUAUAAUAUUAAUAAUAAUUAUAGUAGCUUUAAUAAUAGUAAUAAUAAUAAUAUAAAUAAUAAUAAUAUAAAUACUAAUAAUAAUAAUAAUAAUAAUAAUAAUAAUAAUAAUAAUAAUAAUAAUAAUAAUAAUAAUAAUAAUAAUAAUAAUAAUAAUAAUAAUAAUAAAAAUAAUAGCAGUAAUAAUUAUCAUUUAGCUCAUAUUAAUGUUUAUCAACAAUAUCCAAUAAAACCAUUACCUAUAUCAUUUAAUAGUUUUAAUACAAAUAUGUUUCAACAACAGCAGCAACAACAACAACAACAACAGCAACUGCCACAACAUCUUCCACCAUUAGGUAGUAGUGGUAGUAGUAAUGGUGGACCUAAUUUAAUGGGAUAUGCUCAAAUUCCACCAAACUAUUUUAAACCUUUAUCACCACCCUCAUUCCAUCCACCAACUUCACCACAAUCAUUUUUUAAUAAUAAUACUAAUAAUAAUAAUAAUAACAAUAACAAUAAUAAUAAUAAUAUUAAUAUUAAUAUUAAUAAUAAUAAUAAUAGUAACAAUUAUAUUAAUGAUAGUACUAAUAGUAAUAACUUAAAUACAAGUAAUGGAGCAAUUAAUACAUCUAGUCAUUUGUUUAUAAAUUCACCAAACCAUCAUAGUGAUAACAGAUCAUUCAUUGAAUCUAGGUCACCUGCUUCAAUGAAUGCAUCACCAAUUCAUUUCAAUGAUCCAACUUUUAAAGUACCUGUACAUUUACCAUCAUUAUCAAUUACAAAUUCACCAUCUUUAAACUCUUCAAUUGAUAGUAGCUAUAGAUUAAACAACAACAACAACAAUAAUAAUAAUAAUGGUAGUAAUAAUAGCUCUUUUAAUUCAACUCCAACUAAAUUUGAACAAUUACAAUUACAACUUCAACAACAACAAUUACAACAACAAUUACAACAACAACAACAAUUACAACAACAACAACAACAAUUACAACAACAACAACAAUUACAACAACAACAACAACAACAAUUACAACAACAACAACAACAACAACUACAACAACAACAACAACAACAACAACAACAAUUACAACAGCAACAACAAUUGCAACAGCAACAACAACAGCAAUCAACAUCUCAUAUCCAUUUCUCAACUGCUCCUACACCAAUAGUAUCUCAUCAUUAUAAUUUACAACAACCACUGCAACAAUAUCCACAAAAUAUUUAUAGCCAUACUAAUAUAUUAAAUCAAAACAAUAACUCAAAGCCAAUCAAUACUAAUAGUAGUAGUAGUAAUAAUAAUAAUAAUAAUAAUAAUAAUAAUAAUAAUAAUAAUAAUAAUAAUAAUAAUAAUAAUAAUUGUAAUUAUAAUAAUAGCAAUAAUAGUUAUAAUAAUAAUACUACUAAUACUAAUAAUAACCCAAACAAUAAAAGGAGCCAAACAAAGAAUCAACAACAACAACAACCACAACCACAACAACAACAACUUCAACAACAACAACCACAACAAUCUGUAAUUAAUGUAAAUAAAAAAACAACAAAAGUUUCAAAAACAAAAACAUCAAAUCAAAAAUUAACUGUAAAUAAUAAUAAUAAUAAUAAUAAUAAUAAUAAUAAUAAUAAUAAUAAUAAUAAUAAUAAUAAUAAUAAUAAUAAUAAUAAUAAUAAUAAUACUAUUCAGCAACAACAACAACAACAAUCAAAUGAUAUUAAACUUUUGUUAAAAAAUAGUAUAUAUAGUAGUAGAAAUGAUUUAAAGGAAUUAUUAAGUCAACCAACAGAAUAUACAGAUUCAGAAUAUCCAGAGAUAGUUGGUAAAUAUAGGAUAUUGGAAAAGAUUGGACAAGGUACAUUUAGUGGUGUUUAUAAAUCAGUUUGUAUCGAUGGUCCAAAUAUUGGUUUAAUUGUAGCAUUGAAACGUGUUGCACCAACUUCAUCACCUGCAAGAAUUUUAAAUGAAAUUCAUAGUCUAUUAAGAGUUGGUGGUCAUUAUAAUGUUUCAGCAUUAUUUGGUGCAUUAAGAUACAAAGAUCAAGUGACUUUGAUUCUACCUUUCUUUGAGCACGAUUCUUUUAAAGAUUACUUUUUUCAAAUGUCAAAUGAAAAUAUUAAACAUUAUCUAUACGCUCUAUUCGAUUCCUUACGUCAUAUUCAUCAAAAUAAUAUUUGCCAUCGUGAUGUAAAACCAACAAACUUUUUAUAUUCUAUAAAAAAUAAUUCUUUUCUUUUAAUUGAUUUUGGUUUGGCUCAAGAAAUGCCAAAUUCAAAUUCAAAUUCAAAUUCAAAUUCAAAUUCAAAUUCAAAUUCAAAUUCAAAUUCAAAUUCAAAUUCAAAUUCAAAUAAUAAUAAUAAUAAUAAUAAUAAUAAUACCAAUAAUAAUUUUAAUGGAAAUAAUAGCAAUAAUGAUUUCAAUAAUUUUAUAAAUAUGAAUAAUAGUAAUAGUAAUAAUAAUAAUAAUAAUAAUAGUAAUAAUAAUAAUAAUAAUAAUAAUAAUAAUAAUAAUAAUAAUAAUAAUAAUAGUAAUAAUAAUAAUAAUAGUAAUAAUAGCCAAGAAGAAAUAAUAUUACCAUCAACUAACGAAAAUGGUACAACAACUUCAAAUGCUUCAUCAACUUCAAAUACUACUUCAUCAUCAUCAUCCUCUUCAAAUAAAUCAAAAAAUUUAAGAAAUGAUCCAAAACCACAACCAGCACCAAGAGCAGGUACAAGAGGAUUUAGAGCACCAGAAGUAUUAUUAAAAUAUAAUAAACAAACUACAGCAAUUGAUAUUUGGUCAGUUGGUGUAAUUUUAUUAUGUAUGAUCUCUGGUAGAUAUCCAUUUUUCAUUUCUCCUGAUGAUAUGACAAGUCUAGCAGAGAUAGUUUCAAUCAUUGGUACAAAGAAAAUCGUUGAUAUCGCUCAUCUUUUAGAGAAGAAAAUUUCAAUCUCUCAUUCAAUACCUCCAACACCUUGGAGAGAUCUAUCUAGAAGACUAAGAAGUGAAUCAAGUUGUGAUAAACAAGAUGUCCCUGUAGAGUUGUAUGAUUUAUUAGAACGUUGUUUAGAUCCUAAUCCAUUAACUAGAAUUACUGCUUCUGAAGCUUUACUUCACCCUUUUUUAGUUGUUAAUAAUAAUAGUAAUAAUAAUAAUAAUAAUAGUUAA
Molecule: messenger RNA, 3186 nt
Organism: Dictyostelium discoideum AX4
Lineage: Eukaryota; Evosea; Eumycetozoa; Dictyosteliales; Dictyosteliaceae
Gene: cdc7
Exons: 2
Coding region: 1-3186 (1061 amino acids)
Cellular component (GO): Dbf4-dependent protein kinase complex
Molecular function (GO): protein kinase activity; protein serine/threonine kinase activity; protein serine kinase activity
Source: RefSeq, a predicted model, not a curated record